Messenger RNA from Zea mays, 2331 nucleotides. Its product is annotated as smr (Small MutS Related) domain-containing protein. The coding region runs from base 393 to 1568 and encodes 391 amino acids. NCBI's taxonomy places the organism in Eukaryota, Viridiplantae, Streptophyta, Magnoliopsida, Poales, Poaceae. The record is from RefSeq and is a predicted model, not a curated record. The transcript is spliced from 5 exons.
GCUGGACGCCGGCCACGCAACGCAACUAUCCCCACUUCACCGCGCGGAAAAAACAAAGAGAUUCCCCUUUGCUCUACAGGAAGCGCCGACGCCGUUGAUGGAAUUCGGAAGGACCAAAGCUGCUGCCGUAGCCCUGAUCCCCGAAGCGACCUUCCGCCGGUCCAGUCUGUCCUUCUCGGCCUCCGCGACGCCGUGGUCCCGGGAGGUGUGGGUCAACGCAUCCAAAUAACGGCUCUUCCAGAGGAAAACACUGCUGAAUUUCUCAGCUGGUGCCUAGUGGUGGGAAAUAAAGCUAGGGACCCAGCAUCCUUGUGAUAGCAAUCACAUCAUUGGUGUUGUUUUUUCAGCUUACGCUGAAACUAGACUGAUCAAGAAGGCGACCAGCUGUCAAAAUGCAUAGACAGAAGAACCCAAACUCUGGGUGGGCUGCGUUUGAUCGCAAGCAGCGCAGUGCAGAUGGCAGUGGGUAUGAAGGUGAUGCUGAUCCAUUUCCGUCUCUCUCAAAUUCUGGAGCCUCUAAUAUUGCUAGUAGCUCCAUUACAGAAAAGAAUGGGCUAAAACGAAAGCCCUUUGCUUCAGUGGUUCGCCCUUCUGUUGAUUCUGGAGCUGUUAGUACUGGAUGCGGAAAUAAGAAUUCUGCUAAUCACGUGGACAGCGGGAAUCACGGUGCAAUCUCUGCACCUCUUAAUAAAGUUAAGAUCUUGAAAGAUGCACACAGUUGGGCCGACAUUCACUUAAUUGAGGAUGUACUAGCUGCUGUGAAUAAUGAUGUCGGACAAGCAUCUGAUUUGUUGAAAGUUAUGGACUCUCCUGCCUUGCAGACUGGAGAGGGCAGAACAUCUGGCCAACUGGCUGAUGUGAUGAAUAAAACACACGGAUCACCAUCAGAAAGUGCUGCAGCAGGCAAAGCAAAUCCAGAUAGCUCACAGUUGUUGCUGCCCCUGAUGAACUUUCCCUCUAUACCCUUGCAGCCUGAAUUCGAAGAUAUUGAUGAUGAAUACUUCAGCUACCGGAAAGAUGCAUUGAAAAUGAUGAGGGCUGCCACAAAGCAUUCCCAGUCUGCCAGUAAUGCAUUUUUGAGAGAUGACCAUGCUGCUGCCAAGGAACUUUCUCUCAGAGCUCAGGAAGAGCGGGCAGCUGCUGAAAAGCUAAAUAACAAGGCAGCGGAAGAAAUUUUUCGCCUUAGGAAUAGCAAUAAUGACAUCUGGAAGAUAGACAUGCAUGGUCUUCAUGCAUCAGAGGCUGUGGCAGUAUUGGAGAGGCAUCUCCACAUGAUAGAGUUCCAGCAACCUGGGAAUAAGUCAGCCUCAUCUGAGGACUUAGCUAAGUUGGAAUCUGCAUAUUCUGAAUCAACCACUGGUUCAAACAUUGAGCUUGCUGCUGAGAAGGUGGUCUUACGCCGGCCUAAGCAGUCUAUCUUACAUGUGAUCACAGGGAUGGGUAACCAUAGCAAAGGGCAGGCUUCACUACCUGUUGCCGUUAGGGGUUUCCUUAUUGAGAACGGGUAUCGAUUUGAUGAGCUGAGGCCUGGUGUUUUUGCGGUUCGUCCAAAAUUCCGCCGCAGGUGAACCUGUGGAAGUUUGUACAAUUGUAACAUGGUGGUGGCUUGGGGUGAUUAUGUGCUCUAAAUUUUACACUAAAAUUUAAGGAUCAAAUCGGAUUAGGAUCAGACUCUAUUUUUAUUAUGAAGUAGAUCCUUCGGUACCUCCACGGCAUCACCGACUUCGUCCUUCUCCUUCAUCGAUUUGCGACCGUUGUUCUCGUUUUCUACACCGAUACCGAUUAGGGUGGUUAUCCCGAUACCUGUCGGUUCACUUUCGGUUUUGCCGUCUUUCUUAGCGACAACCUCGUCUCUUCUGGUCUUCGAAGCGACAGCCUGUCGUCUCCCGCUCCAGCGCCGAGUCGACAUGGCUUCGUCAGCUGCUCCAGAAGCUACAAUGUUCGUUGACUCGAAGCACUUUUGUCUACUGUGAUAACAUCAGCGUCAUAUACUUCUCCUCCAACCUUAUCCAGCAUCAGCGCUCGAAGCAUGUCGAUCUCGACCUACAUUUCCUUCGCGAGUGGGUUGCCGUCAAAGAUGUGCGGGUUCUUUAUGUCCCGACUACUUAGUUUGUCGACAUCUUCACCAAGGGCUUCCCUGCGUCGAUGUUCGAUGACUUUCAGUCCAGUCUCAACAUCUCCCGUAGCUAGAGUUUUGACUGUGGUUAAUGUGUAUUCAGUGUAAUGGGCUAUGUAUUCAGUGUAAUGGGGCUUUGUGUAAUGGGCUUAGGUCCAACAUCUAUAUUAUAAAUUUAGCACACGACCUUGAUAAGGGUUAGGGUUUCAGUCCAA